UCUAUUUCUAUCUGUCAUUGUGACUGGCUGACAAACAUCGUUUCUCAGGAGUGGAAUCUAGCUGCUGAUGAGGCUUCACCACUGAGACGUGAGAAACAACGAUGUGUUUGAGAGAAGCAGCGAGUUGCUUUGUCAUCUUCCUUCUUUCUGUGUCAGUGGUGCAGGGGGCGGAUCCCUGGGGAGUGAGGUGCACUCCUACUCAGAUCUGUGCUGUAAAAGGAUCGCAGGUGCAAAUAAGCUGCUCCUACUGGCACCCAUCCAGAAUAGAUGACCAUGAUGUUGCAGUGGAGAAAACGUUCUGGUUUACUAAAGUGCAGGAUGGUGAACCUGUGGAUCUGAGAUCAGCCUCUGAGUACACAGGUCGUGUGAAGUAUGACUGUGGAAACCAGGCCUGCACUCUGACCAUCACAGACCUGAGAGACAGCGACUCUGAUCUGUACCAGUUCAGGUUCACAACAAACCAACCUACUGAGAGAUUUACUGGUUCCACUGGAGUCACUCUGUCUGUCACAGGUGUCAAGGCACUCAUCCCAAAAUCAUUAAGUUGCCGGAGAGGGUACUGUUCAUGGUCACAUGUGGAGUGUCAAACCAGUUGUUCUCCAACUCCCAGUCCGUCCUACAUCUGGUACAAGAACGGACAAAAGACACCGGAAAAAACAUCUGAUACAGCCUACUUUUAUUCAGCAGACAGUAUUUCCUGUGCUGUGAGAGGCCACGAGGAUUUCCCAUCUGCUCCAGUGUGUGUCGAUGGAAAUUCAUGCAACAAAGUGAAUUACAUCAACAGGAACAUCUGUGCCUUUAAAGGCUCCUCAGUGGACAUCUCUUGCAGUUACAACAGUCACUCUGAUCCUAUCACAUCUAAGUCCUGGUUCGUUGCUGAGCGUGAGGAUGUGCAGCUGCAUCGUCCUCAAGCUGUGGACUUACUCAAAGACCCAGAGUUCACAGCUCGUGUUCAGGUCCUUGAUCCAUGGCGAGGGCGCUCCACUCUGAGAAUAAAGAACCUGAGACUGAGCGAUUCAGCCCAGUAUCGCUUCACAUUCAAAUCACAGAGGUUUGAAUGGGAGAGAAGUUUCCCUGGCACAACUCUGACUGUCACAGAUCCAGAUGUUCAGGUGAUCUGUUCUCCGAUUGGUCCAACACUGACUUGUCACAGCAGCUGUCUUCUCUCUGGUCGUCCCUCCUUUGUCUGGUACAAGAAUGGAACAGAAAUUCAUGGGGAAACGUCUCCAACUUUCAGGGGAUUCCUUCAACCUGAAAACAACUAUUCCUGUGCUUAUGAUCAUCACCACUCGUCCCCUGUGUAUGCUCCGAAGGUUCCUUUAGUGCAGCUGAGUCAACCUGGAGACAUUCUGAAGGACAGCUCGGUGUCUCUGACCUGCAGCAGUGAUGCUAACCCACCCCCUGCAUACACCUGGUACAAGGAGAACCAGGCUUUGCUCAACAGAGCAGCUCAGCUGGUUUUCAGAUCCAUCCCGUUGUCUGACUCUGGAGAAUAUUACUGCACAGCUGAGAAUGAGCUGGGGAAGACAUCAUCUAAACGUGUCUUAAUAAAUGUGAAAUAUGCUCCACAGUCCUCCUCUGUGUCAGUGAGUCCCUCUGGUGAGAUCAUGGAGGGCAGCUCAGUGACUCUGACCUGCAGCAGUGAUGCUAACCCAGCAGCUAACUACACCUGGUACAAGGAGAACCGAACUCUGCUUCAAGGACCAGAGGGCGUUUAUCGUCUCUCCUCCAUCAGCUCUGGGGACAGCGGGGUCUACUCCUGCAAGUCUGAGAAUCAGUACGGACGGAUCAACUCCACGUCUCUACACUUAGACGUCCAGUACGCUCCAAAGCCUCCCUCUGUGUCAGUGAGUCCCUCUGGUGAGAUCAUGGAGGGCAGCUCGGUGACUCUGACCUGCAGCAGUGAUGCUAACCCAGCAGCUAACUACACCUGGUACAAGGAGAACCGAACUCUGCUUCAAGGACCAGAGGGUGUUUAUCGUUUCUCCUCCAUCAGAUCUGGGGACAGCGGGGUCUACUCCUGCAAGUCUGAGAAUCAGUACGGACGGAUCAACUCCACGUCUCUACACUUAGACGUCCAGUACGCUCCAAAGCCUCCCUCUGUGUCAGUGAGUCCCUCUGGUGAGAUCAUGGAGGGCAGCUCAGUGACUCUGACCUGCAGCAGUGAUGCUAACCCAGCAGCUAACUACACCUGGUACAAGGAGAACCGAACUCUGCUUCAAGGACCAGAGGGUGUUUAUCGUCUCUCCUCCAUCAGCUCUGGGGACAGCGGGGUCUACUCCUGCAAGUCUGAGAAUCAGUACGGACGGAUCAACUCCACGUCUCUACACUUAGACGUCCAGUACGCUCCAAAGCCUCCCUCUGUGUCUGUGAGUCCCUCUGGUGAGAUCAUGGAGGGCAGCUCAGUGACUCUGACCUGCAGCAGUGAUGCUAACCCAGCAGCUCACUACACCUGGUACAAGAGAAGUGGAGAUAAACAAGUUCAACCAAAAGCAUCAGGACAAAUCUUCACCAUCACUGAUAUCACAUCUGAACAUGGUGGAAAGUAUCAGUGUGAGGCCCAGAACACACACGGACGUAGUAACACCACCUUACAUCUGACUGUUGGAGCAGCAUGGAGAUCAGCACUCAUUGGAUCAGCUGCUGCAGUUUUCCUCGCUGUGACUCUCCUCUCCGUGUUCCUACUGAUCAGAAAAAAGAGAAACUCUCAUCAAUCUGCUGAUCCUGGGGACAGACUUGACCACAGUGAGCAGCGUCUACAAAAUCAGUCUGAGGAAAACUGUGACCUCAACUAUGCCAGUGUCCACUUCAUGAAGAGUGAGACGGAUCCCAUCUACUCCAACGUCAGAUCAGCUGAUCCCAGUGAACACAAGGAGGCGGAGGAGGUUGUGUACACUUCUGUCAAGUUUAACAGAUCUGCCCCGAGAACCAGAGGUCAGGACACUGGAGAGGAUCCAGCUGCAUUGUACAGCACAGUCCAAAAACCUGCUGUUUAGACCAACGUCUGGAAAUCACCUGAGUCCCGAUGGAAAUAUCUCAACAGCUGCUGGAUGGAUUUGAAUAGAAGUUCAUACAACUGUUCAUGGUCCCCACAGGAUGAAUCCUUCUUUGGUGACAGACUCCAGCAUCACUGUUGAAGUGAAUGUUAUGUUUUAAGUGACUUGACUUGACAGCUAAUGGAUAAAUUUCCCCGAGGAUGAAUCCAAAUGACUUCAGUGACUCGAAUUUUAUCUGAAAUAUAUCAUCAACUUGUAGAAGUUGUUAAAAACGCCACAUUUAGCCUGAAUGAGAAAUAUCAAACAUUUUAUAACUUGCAGCUUCAAACAUGAAAAAUCUGCAUUAUGUGUCAGACGGUCGACAAACUAUAUACUUGUAAUUAACUUUUUUCUAUUCAUAAAAUUAUCAAAACAAGCAUUAUUAGUUAGUUGUAGUGUGACACUGCUGCCACUAGAUGGUAGUAAAGAGUUUUACUGAUAAAACCACAGAGAGGAUUCUGUCCCUUUCUCUUCUUUCUGUUUCUACACUAUUGUUUCCAUCGUUUCCAUCAUCAGCCGAUCAGGAGUUGAACUCAUUUCCUCUGAGGACUGGAGGGAGUACGUCUCAUGUGGAUGUGAGCUGCUACUGACGUGAUGAACGCCUUGAAUGUGACCGGUAACACAAAGUGAACUGCUGACACCAGAUGAGCUGUGUUGCCUCUGGUGUCUGUUCAAAGUUUGCAUCAGGCUCAUUGAUUUCACUGUGUUUUGUGGUAUUUCUAACAUCACGUGUUAAACACGUGAAGAAGAAGGAGUUAGUGUGUUUAAAUCCACCAUGUUCACACGGCGGCCAUUUUCCUCUGACGUCUCUCUCAGGGUGUGAAGCUCGAAUGUUGGGUUAGAAACAGAAAAAUGUUGUACUGCUGUGAUCCAGGUUUAUAAGUUACACAAACUUGAUAAUAUAUUAUUACUUAUUCUUCAUUAGGAUGAUUGAUUCAUUAUUAUAACAUUAGUUUUGGUAAUUUUAGGAACAUAACUUUGUUUGCUGCACAUUUAGGAGACUGGUGUUAAUUAUACUUAUAUUUUUCUUCACAACAUUAUUCAUAUUUAUAGACUUGUUUGUUCACGCACCACUUCCUCUUUUCUAACUUUGUAAUGUACAGUUUUGCAACAAAGCAGAUUUUCUUUCAGGGAUCAUUAAAAGUGUUUUCUAUUCUGUUCAUAUAUUUUAAUUUUUACGUUAAAUGUGAAGCUCAUUUAUUCAUAUUUGCUAUUGUUUUGAAACUCUUACUAUAUUUUAAUCUCACUUCCAGUAUUUGUUCUGUCUUUAGUUCGUCCUUUUCAUAAUAAAGCCAGUCAGACGCCAUCAGAGACUUCUAUCACACACACAUUUAUUGUCUUCUUCCCGUGAGUUGAGCUGCUUGCGGGUCCCGCUGCAGAGACCAGGUGGAUGAAUGCUUGUGUGACCCUUGGUUAAACUAGAAAGAGUGUAAAUGUGGAGCAGGAUGAGAGAUA
Molecule: messenger RNA, 4490 nt
Organism: Platichthys flesus (European flounder)
Lineage: Eukaryota; Metazoa; Chordata; Actinopteri; Pleuronectiformes; Pleuronectidae
Product: B-cell receptor CD22-like
Exons: 14
Coding region: 102-2996 (964 amino acids)
Biological process (GO): cell-cell adhesion
Cellular component (GO): membrane
Source: RefSeq, a predicted model, not a curated record